UUCUAUAUUAAAUGAAGUAGCUGAAUCGUACAGAAAUUGAAUAAAAUCUUGUGCAUGAUGCAAUUGUUUAAAUUAGAAAAUAAUAUGAAUAAGUAGAAUCAGAAGAAGUCCCUUAAGAAUUACUUGAGAAUAAAUACUAUAAAGAAUAUGAAUAACUUGAUAAAUUAGAAUUGUUAAAGGAUUAACACAUAAAAUAUUGUACAAAGAGAUUACUAAAUAUUGGAUAUUCCAUUCUUUAUUUAGAUGUAGGAUAACCAUGGUGUAUAUAUUGGCCAUUAAAUGCAUUAUGUAUUUUAUAAGAGGAUGUAUCAAAAUAUGAACAAAAAAUAAUUUAAUAUUUAGAACAAUGCAAGAUUGGUGGUUUUGGAGGUGGUCCAUAUUAAAUUGAACAUUUAGCUCCAACAUAUUCAUCUUUAUUAAGUAUAUAAUAAUAAUGGUAAUGUAUAUAGCAUUAUUCAUUCUUGCAUCUCCAUCUUCUUUAGGAUUAGUUGAUAGAAAAGGAUUAGAGAAAUUCUUUUGGUCUGUCUAAGAUCCAAAUGAAAGAGGAUCUUAUUUAAUGCAUGUGAAUGGAGAAGCAGAUAUGAGAGCUGUUUAUAUAGUGGUUAUUAUGGUGAUCCUUUUAAAAUUAGAGUAUAGAAAUAUCAUAAUUAUAGUCCUAAAUUAUUGGAUGGAUGUGCUGAAUAUAUUGCAUCAUGUUAAACUUAUGAAGGAGGUAUUGGAGGAGUUAGGUAUUCUGAGGCACAUGGAGGAUAUACAUUUUGUGGAUUUGCUGCUUUAGUUUGUAUGCGAAAAGCACAUUACAUUGAUUAAGAAAAACUAUUAUAUUGGCUAGUUAAUAGAUAAAUGGAAAAUGAAGGAGGUUUUAAUGGUAGAACAAAUAAAGUUGUAGAUGCAUGUUAUUCAUUUUGGUAAGGAGCUAUUUUCAAUCUCUUAAUCUUAUCUGGCUAUCUAAAUCAAUAAUUAAUGAAUGUAUAUGAAUUAUAGAAAUACAUUCAUAUAUGUUAAAGUCCUACUGGAGGAAUCUUUGAUAAACCUAGUAAAUCUCCAGAUGCUUAUCAUACAUCCUAUGGAUUAAGUGGAUAUUCAUUAUCAGAUAACCAAUUUUUAAAUCCAAUUUAUAAUAUUCCAAAUAAAUCCAUAGAAUUUGUGAGAUAAUUCUUUUAAUGAUUUUUUUAUUUAAAAUCAUUGCAUAAAUGUAUUUAU
This is a messenger RNA of Paramecium sonneborni, 1203 nucleotides long. NCBI's taxonomy places the organism in Eukaryota, Ciliophora, Oligohymenophorea, Peniculida, Parameciidae. The record is from the annotation of a GenBank genome assembly.